AUGCUUCCAUCUUAUCGCAACCUCUAUGGCAUUGUGUCACUAUGCAUCAGUGUUUUGAUCUUCACACCUGUGCAAGCAUAUGAAAAAAUAUCUGAUGAGACAUUGAGCUCUCUUCCUCGUCCCACUUCCGAUUUCGAUAUUCACAAUGGCGCCUUGUUGUCCCCCAUACUGCAGACCCGCGUCCCUGGUACCCCGGGUUCCACCGCAGUCCUAAACCAUUUUGCCGAUUUCUUCCAAACUACACUACCAAAAUGGAAUGUCGAGGUCCAUAACUCUACCUCCAAGACCCCAAAGUCGAAGGGGAAAGACGUCCCUUUCCGAAACUUCAUUGCAACCCGCGAUCCUCCCUGGGCUCAGGUUGGUGACGUGGGCCGGUUGACAUUGGUUGCCCACUAUGAUAGCAAGAUCGAGCCGGAGGGUUUCAUCGGGGCAAUUGAUAGCGCUGCGCCAUGCGCCAUGAUCAUGCACGCGAUGCGCAGUAUCGAUGCUGCACUGGACAAGAAGUGGACCGCGCUACAGCAACAGGGGUUGGAUGAGUUCGUUGAAGCAGUGCAAGGCAUCCAAGUCAUCUUCCUCGAUGGUGAAGAGGCUUUCGCUGAAUGGACAGACACCGACUCGCUGUAUGGUGCGCGUGCUCUGGCUACGCACUGGGAAGACCAAUUCUAUCCAGCCACGUCAGAGUUCAAGACACCACUCUCGUCAAUCUCGAUGUUUGUCCUUCUGGAUUUGUUGGGCGCACAGAGUCCCUCCAUUAUGUCUUAUUACGAGACUACACAUUGGGCAUACCAGAAUCUGGGUGAAUUGGAGAAGCGUUUCAAGUCGCUGAAGCAAUUCAAGGCAACCUCGAAGGAUCCAUGGUUCAUCGAUACUGAGAAGGACGUGCAUAACCUCACUCCUUCGGGUGGAGUGUUGGAUGAUCAUGUUCCGUUCCUUGCCCGGGGCGUGGAGAUUCUGCAUCUCAUCGAUUUCGCGCCUUUCAAGGGAUUCCCUAAAGUCUGGCACACGAUUGACGACGACGGUGAACAUCUGGAUAUGGACACUGUCGAAGAUUGGAGUAUGCUUGUCACUGCUUUCGCUGCUGAGUGGAUGGAGCUGGAAGGUUACUUCGACCACCCCAAAGCAGCCAGUGCACGCAGAGACGAAGAGCAUGCUGCGUCGGAGGCUAUACGUCUGAACAAGAAGACCGAGCUGUAA
Messenger RNA from Penicillium salamii, 1194 nucleotides. Lineage: Eukaryota; Fungi; Ascomycota; Eurotiomycetes; Eurotiales; Aspergillaceae. The record is from the annotation of a GenBank genome assembly.